Messenger RNA from Mercenaria mercenaria, 1521 nucleotides. RefSeq lists its product as uncharacterized. The record is from RefSeq and is a predicted model, not a curated record. Gene Ontology annotation, molecular function: ubiquitin protein ligase activity. The transcript has a single exon. NCBI's taxonomy places the organism in Eukaryota, Metazoa, Mollusca, Bivalvia, Venerida, Veneridae. Gene Ontology annotation, biological process: proteasome-mediated ubiquitin-dependent protein catabolic process; protein polyubiquitination. Bases 1 to 1521 code for a protein of 506 amino acids.
AUGCAAACAAACGUGCAUCAAGCACCUACAUCCGUCUGUACGGAAAUCUGUGAAAAACAUGCAACUGAAAUUGUGAAAUUCUUCUGUAAGCAGCAUGCGAUUGUUGGUUUUGGAGACUGUAUGAUUCUUGAGCACAAAUCAUGUAAAGUUGAUUACAUUCCAGAUAUCGCUGAGGCGUUUCUUAAAGGGAGUGAAUUAAUUGCACUAGUUCGCGAAAUCAGUCGACUCCAGUCCAUUGUGAACUUAACAAGUGAGGACAUUGAUAGGGCUGAAACAGAAGCAGACAAAGCUUAUGUAGAAACUGUAAAUGAUAUAAGAACAUUUAGAAAGGAGAUCAAUGAUUAUCUGGACAGAAUGGAGCAACAACUGCUUGACAAAUGUGACACAAUAAAGCAAGAAAACACUAAUAUGAAUAAGAAGAUGGCUGAAGAUUUUAAACACAUGGCGAAAGAGCUAGAUAUUAUUCAUGCACAGCUUACAUCGCAGUCGGAGCAAUCAACUAACAUGUUUGUAAAGGCGAGAAAAGCAGGGUCAUCUUUAAAAACAUUAGAAGGUCAACUGUCUGCAAUUGAUAGAAGGUCCAAAAUUGAAAUUUUCAAUUCAAAAAGAAGUCAAGUUAUCAACAAUGUAGUAUCCAAAUGUAGCCCACUCGGAGAAAUUAAAGUUCGAAAUAUUGCUCAACAGCAGAGAAAAACGCCGACAAAAAGAAGCAUCGUUAAUGCCAUACCAAAACAAGAAGGGGUCAUCAAUGUCAAGUCAUCCUCAGACGGAAGGGAUUGUUAUAUAUCAGGUAUAGUCACACUGAACGAUACAACGCUCGCAUGUACUGACUGGUUUAACAACAAGGUAAAGCUGAUUGAUAUCACACGUGGUGCACUUACCUCGGAGAUAGAUGUACCGCCACCCUGGGAUUUGACUCUCGUUCCAAACGAGGAAAUUGCAGUUUCCCUUACCUUUGAAAGGAAGAUUCAAUUCCUGUCGUUCAGACAAAGUCUAUGUAAAGGUCGCUUCAUUAAGGUUAAUGGAAGCUGUCGCGGAAUAGCAUAUAGCAAUGACAAGCUUGUUGUGUCAUUCGAAGGUGUCCCUAAAGUUGAGACUUUAACUCUUCAGGGCAAAGUUCUCCAUUGUAUUACUACUGACAAUACUGCGACAGCGUUGUUUGAUUAUCCUCUCUAUGUUGCCGUAAGUAGUGGUGACGAGAUAAUAUACGUGUCAAAUUCCAAAGCUAACUCUGUGAACAAGCUUACAUUUGACGGACAAGUACUCGCUACAUACAAAGAUUUGGACUUUAUGGAUCCUAGAGACCUUGUUGUUUGUGAAGAUGGGCACGUGCUGGUGUGCAGCUAUUCCAAGAGUAAUAUACAACUAGUAUCACCAAAAGGUAAAAGACUGAAGAAUAUUCUCGAAAGGAAGGACGGUGUUGACCUCUGUUUGGCACUGUGCUAUGAUGAAGACAAAAACAUGCUGUACCUGAGUAACUGUAACAGCGGAAAUCAGAUUCAGAUCUAUAAGAUUAAGUAA